Molecule: messenger RNA, 2846 nt
Organism: Tripterygium wilfordii
Lineage: Eukaryota; Viridiplantae; Streptophyta; Magnoliopsida; Celastrales; Celastraceae
Product: probable receptor-like serine/threonine-protein kinase At5g57670
Exons: 10
Coding region: 214-2490 (758 amino acids)
Biological process (GO): protein phosphorylation
Molecular function (GO): protein kinase activity; ATP binding
Source: RefSeq, a predicted model, not a curated record
CUCUCCUCUUUCUUCGGUUUCUCUCUUUCUGGUCUGGUUGGCAAGCUUGAAAAGCAAACAAACUGACGUUUAACCCAAAAGGGGCUCGCCUUCUCUCUCUCUCCCCCUCUAAUUCUCACCGAGACACUUCAGUAUAUGAACCCCAAGAUGAUUAUGUUCAUCAAGCAACAAAACGAAAACAAUUGACUCGCCUGAAAGUGAUUGCGCGCGAAAAUGAAAAUGGUGCAGCAGGGGCUUGCUGGAGAGGAAGAGAUUGGGAACUCCGCUGGACGGACGGUGGUGGUGGGUGUGAAGAUGGACUCUCAAAGUAGAGAGUUGUUGACUUGGGCUUUGGUUAAAUUAGCAGAGCCUGGUGAUACAGUGAUUGCUCUUCAUGUACUUGGCAGGAAUGAUAUUGUGGAUCGAGAUGGCAAGUCUUCGCUGCUCUCUCUUGUCAAGGCAUUUGAUUCUGUUCUAGCUGUCUAUGAUGGCUUCUGCAACCUGAAACAGGUGGAUCUGAAGCUUAAGAUAUGUAGAGGUUCUUCAAUUCGAAAAAUCCUAGUUCGUGAGGCAAAAUCUUAUUCUGCUUCAAGGGUUAUAGUGGGAACUAGCCGGACUCACCGUACAAUCUGGUCUUCCACAUCUGUGGCUAAGUACUGUGCCAAAAAACUGUCAAAGGCUUGUUGGGUUCUUGCUGUAAAUAAUGGGAAGGUCAUGUUCCAACGAGAGGGCUCCCCAGGAACAGAAGAUCACCGACAUAACAGUUUGUUUGAUGCAAUUCACAGGUCUAUAUCAUUGAAUAAAAAUUCCAAAGUACUAAAUGAUACUGGCGCAAUCACAACGCAAAAGCCGAAUGAUGAUCAGGGUAAUGCUCAGAAUUUGCAAGAGGCUCUAAUAAAAGCCAGAUUAAAUGGUAGUGUUAAGGAUCAGAAUUGCUCCAUUUGUGGAUCAAUUCCUGCAUUGCCAGAUGGUUCUUGUAACCAAUCUGUAGAAGAGCCUUCUGCUGAUGAUGGUGGUGGAGACAAGUCUUUGGCUAUCGUACCAGCAAAGAAGGUGGAAGCAAGUUCAGGUUCCAUAUCUAUGUUAACCAGGCAAUUACCUGAAGUGAGACCUGGUUGGCCCCUACUUCGCCGUACAGUUGUAUCAGACCAACAAUUUUGUGAUAGAUCUUUAGUGAGGCAGAUCUCUGUGGUUCAAUGGGCGUUGAGGUUGCCCAGUCGACAGAUUUCAUCCCGAAUCAAUUUGGAUCGCAAACAAAUUUGUGGUGAUCAGGGCACAAUUCUAUCUUCCAAUUUGGAUGGGGAGAGUGGUGCAAUUGUCCCUGUGGGUACUGAGACAAUGACUGCUCCACUUUCGCCUGACGAAUCCUCUAUAGGCCUUCCAAAAGAAUUGGAUGGUCUUCAUGAGAAGUACUCAGCAAGUUGCAGAUUGUUCAAGUACCAAGAACUCCUCUCAGCCACAUCUAAUUUCUUGCCAGAAAAUUUGAUUGGGAGAGGAGGCAGCAGUCGGGUUUAUAGAGGGUGCCUUCCUGAUGGAAAGGAACUUGCUGUGAAAAUUUUAAAACAAUCAGAAGAUGUCCUGAAGGAGUUUGUUUUGGAAAUUGAGAUUAUUACUACCCUACAUCACAAGAACAUUAUUUCCCUUUUAGGAUUUUGUUUCGAGGACAACAAUCUCCUCCUGGUGUAUGAUUUUUUGUCGAGGGGAAGCCUUGAAGAAAAUCUUCAUGGUAAGAAGAAGGAUUCACUUGCCUUUGGUUGGAGUGAGAGGUAUAAAGUGGCUUUGGGAAUAGCUGAGGCUCUGGAAUAUCUGCACAGUUGCAGUGCACAACCUGUAAUUCACAGGGAUGUUAAAUCAUCGAAUAUAUUAGUAUCUGAUGAUUUUGAGCCACAGCUCUCUGAUUUUGGACUUGCUAAAUGGGCAUCUAUAUCAUCAUCACAUAUAACCUGCAGUGAUGUUGCAGGAACGUUUGGCUACUUGGCUCCUGAAUACUUCAUGUAUGGACAAGUAAAUGACAAAGUCGAUGUUUAUGCAUUUGGUGUUGUGCUUCUUGAGCUUCUUUCAGGAAGGAAGCCUAUAAGCAAUGAUCAUCCAAAAGGCCAAGAGAGCCUAGUCAUGUGGGCGAAACCAAUUCUAAAUGGUGGAAAGGUUUCCCAAUUGUUGGAUGCAAGUUUGGGCGAUAACUAUGAUCAUGACCAGAUGGAGAGGAUGGUUUUAGCUGCCACUCUUUGUAUCAGGCAUUCUCCUAGAUCUAGGCCUCAAGUGAGCCUUGUAUCGAAGCUACUACAAGGUGAUGACGAGGUAACUAAGUGGGCGAGGGUACAAGUCAGUGCAAUAGAAGAAUCUGACAUGAUCGACGGCAAGGCUUGUCCACCCUCUAAUCUCCAGUCCCAUCUUAAUGUUGCAUUGCUUGACAUGGAUGACGAUUCACUCUCCAUGAGCAGCCUUGAGCAUAGUAUCUCACUGGAGGACUACUUGCAAGGCAGAUGGAGCCGCUCAUCAAGCUUCGACUGACAACAUUACCAGCAAAGUGCAAGUCUGUGUCAUCUGCAUCACCUGGGGUGUGAUUCUUCCUGUAAAUCCUUUUGUUAGUAAUUUAGUUUCUCCCGUUGUCCUGGAAUGGCUUUUUGCCUAUUGAGUUGGUUUCUUACAGAUGGGUAUUGGAUGAGAGGUUGUUUGCUGGGUGUUCCCUCCUCCUUCCCUUGAUUGUAGUCCAUAUUUGUUUGGGAUGGUUUGUUCUUGUUUUUGUUUUUCUAUGGUCUGUAUAUUCUGAUCAAAAUCGAUCAGGAGCGCAAUUGUAAUCCUGGAAUAUUUGAUUGUGAUUCUGGAAAAUCUUCCUAUAAAAGUGAGGAGUAUGAUUGGAAGUUCUA